AUGGCGACGUGGGAGAGUGAUAAAUUUUCAGAUCAUUUAAAUUCCGUGGGGAUUGACAAUAAUUUUGAUGGAAUUCUUAUAACACAUGACUUACAAGACUGCUUGGAUGACAGCCUUGAUCUCACAAACUUCGAUAAGGUUUAUGAUCAAUCGGUUAUUGAAUUAAAUAAUCAAAAUGAUAAAUUUAAUGACGAAGAUGCUUCUUAUAUUUCGAAACACCCUGAUGACAGCUCUGGACAGAAACAAGCAGGUGUCCUUCUUACUAAAAAUAAUUUAAAUCUUUUGGAGUACAUUUACAAGUACAUCCACCACACAAUCAGCCCAAAUGAAAUAUACAUGCGAAUCCAUCCAGGGCAAGAUGAUUUCAUGCCGGACGAUCCAUCUCACGCGACAAUUACCAUCGAGAGUACUGAUCCAGAUACCAAUCAGAAGCAUAUCAGCCGAUAUGAAUGCAAAUACGACGGGUGUUCGCGAACAUACAGCACCGUUGGUAACUUGAGGACUCACAUGAAAACACACAAAGGUGAAUUUCGUUUUAAAUGUGCUGAACCAAAUUGCGGGAAGGCUUUUCUUACAUCUUACAGUUUAAAAAUUCACGUUCGAGUUCAUACUAAAGUAAAACCCUUUCAAUGUAAUCACGAUGGUUGCGAUAAAGCGUUCAAUACUUUGUACCGAUUACGAGCACACCAAAGAUUACACAGCGGUAAUACAUUUAAUUGUGAAGAAACUGGAUGCGUUAAAUUCUUUACAACACUAAGUGAUCUCAAAAAACAUACACGCACUCACACUCAAGAACGUCCUUACAAGUGUCGGGAGAAGGGUUGUGGAAAAGCAUUUACUGCGUCGCAUCAUUUAAAGACCCACAAAAGAACUCACACCGGGGAGAGACCGUACACGUGCUCUAGCCCGCCAUUAAAUUUAGAACAAAAAAUAAUUCGGGAUGGUAUACAAAAUACUAUUGAGCAGUUGGCAAAAGUAUCAGAGGAGAGUGAUAAUAUUUUUGAUAAUUUAGAGACAAGUAAGAAGUGUCAAUUGUUUAAUCAGGAUUUAUUACCUCAGACCAUUGAAAACGGGCAUCAAUCUGAAGCUGUUGAAUUAGCGAUUGCAUCUGAGGAAGAAAUUCCGUCACCCUGGAUUGAUGUUAUGGCUUUAGCAGCAGCACCACCCGCUCUUAGAACGGAAUCUUGGGAAGAGAUAAAUGCAUUUCCUACUGCAGUUCAUUCACUUGUUGAUCUAAUUGGUCCUGAGCCUUAUCCUCUUGAAUUACAAAACCAAUUAGAGACUACGGAAACUGUUAAUAAAAUAACAACCGAGUUUUCACCAAAGAUUGUUGCUAUUAAUGAUGAUAAUAAUAGUAUUACAGUAAAUAGUAAUAUUAGUAGUGAUAAUAAUAAAACUGAAAGAAAUUUAUUACAAGAGAUUACUGCCGAUGCAGACAUUUGUAAGUGCGUUGAUUGUAAAUGUAAUGAAACAAAUAAUUGUCAGAAUUGCUCCUCAGAAGUGUCGAGUUUGGAUAAAAUAGAAGAUUCGAACUCUCCUGAGUUGAAUAUUGUCAAUGAAAUUGUUUCAUGUCUCCAGCGUCAGUGUAAAAAUAAUAAUGAUGUAAAUGACGACAAUGAUUCUUGUUGCGUUGUAAUUUGUUUAAAAACACUGAAAAAACUUCAACGGGUAUUUAAACAAAAUUGUUGUAGAGAAUUAGAACGGUCUGGGUGUUGUAAAAAACAAACUGAACGCUCUAAUUUAUCUUUUGCUGUAGGAAAAAGUCCAUUGGCUAAUAAUCAGUAG
Cotesia congregata is the source of this 1785-nucleotide messenger RNA. The record is from the annotation of a GenBank genome assembly. Lineage: Eukaryota; Metazoa; Arthropoda; Insecta; Hymenoptera; Braconidae.